Staurois parvus is the source of this 300-nucleotide messenger RNA. The record is from the annotation of a GenBank genome assembly. Lineage: Eukaryota; Metazoa; Chordata; Amphibia; Anura; Ranidae.
CACUGACGUGUGUUGAUGAGGCUGCACUGAUAGGCAGCACUGAUGGGCACUGAUGAGGUGGCACUGACUGACGGACGGCACUGAUGGGCAGCACUGCUGGGUGGCAUGGCUGGGCACAGGUGGGUGGCACUGAUGGAUACAGGUGGGCAGCACUGAUAGGCACUUAUCAUCAGGGCAGUGAUGAUCAGUACCCUGAUGAUCAGUGCCCAUCACUUCUCUGACAAUUGCCAGUUCUUGGCACGAUCACCGGCAGCGCCGGGGGAGCGCAGGGGACAUGUUCUGGAAUAACGUCCAUGGAUG